Aspergillus puulaauensis is the source of this 231-nucleotide messenger RNA. Its product is annotated as copper metallochaperone COX17. The transcript is spliced from 3 exons. Gene Ontology annotation, molecular function: copper chaperone activity; copper ion binding. Gene Ontology annotation, biological process: mitochondrial respiratory chain complex IV assembly. Lineage: Eukaryota; Fungi; Ascomycota; Eurotiomycetes; Eurotiales; Aspergillaceae. The coding region runs from base 1 to 231 and encodes 76 amino acids. The record is from RefSeq and is a predicted model, not a curated record. Gene Ontology annotation, cellular component: mitochondrial intermembrane space.
AUGUCGUGGCUUUUCGGUUCAUCCAGCGGCUCUGCUGAAAAGACUCCCGUGCCCGUCGCGACGCAAGCACCAGCUGCAGAGAAGCCUAAGCCGUGUUGCGUAUGCAAAGACGAAAAGACAACUCGAGAUGAUUGCAUGCUUUUCUCCAAAUCCGAUGAACCGACGCAAGAAUGCAAGUCAGUGAUAGAGCAGUACAAGGCCUGCAUGGCCGGGUACGGAUUCAAGGUCUAA